Canis lupus familiaris (dog) is the source of this 3375-nucleotide messenger RNA. It is a transcript of the gene VRTN, whose product is annotated as vertebrae development associated. Gene Ontology annotation, biological process: regulation of transcription by RNA polymerase II. The transcript has 2 exons. The record is from RefSeq and is a predicted model, not a curated record. Gene Ontology annotation, cellular component: chromatin. Bases 395 to 2476 code for a protein of 693 amino acids. Lineage: Eukaryota; Metazoa; Chordata; Mammalia; Carnivora; Canidae.
GCUCUCUCCCUAGCUGCCCUUUGCCUUCCUGGCAUCCUGAGGGGCGACUUUUGGCCUGCGCUGCUUCCCCUCGUGGGCCACACUCCCCCUUCUACUCCUCCGGACACGUGGUCCGCAAGAACAGCUAAACUUGGAAACUCCCGAACUCCCUGAGGCCUGGUUGACCUGAUGGCCUCAGGCCCGCUCUGGAGCCCCCAGGCACUCCUGUUACCCUUCCUUGGGAAGUCACAGCUGAUGAAUUCUCCUGCCACCAGCCAGCCCCCAUGGCCGCCCCUGCCCUGCUGGGCCUCCUGGAAGCCAGGGAGAGAGCCAAGAUGGCUGGCGCUCCCUCGAGCCAGGGACCUAACCUGGGCAGCUGAGAGGGCAGACCAGAGAGGCGCAGAGUCAGGCCAGGAUGACCUCUCGGGAGCAGCUGAUACAGCAGGUGCUACAGGAGCUGCAGGAGGCGGUGGAAUCGGAAGGCCUGGAGGGUCUGGUCAGUGCUGCUCUGGAGGCCAAGCAGGUCCUGUCAUCCUUCACCCUCCCCUCCAGCCGGGAGGGGGGCUCCAGCCCCCAGGUGCUGGAGGUGGACUCCGUGGCCCUGAGCCUGUACCCGGAGGAUGCUCCCCGGAACAUGCUGCCGCUGGUGUGCAAAGGCGAGGGCAGCCUGCUCUUCGAGGCGGCCAGCGUGCUGCUGUGGGGUGACGUGGGGUUCAGCCUGGAGCUGCGGGCCCGCACCGUGGUGGAGAUGCUGCUGCAUAGACACUACUACCUCCAGGGCAUGAUCGACUCCAAGGUGAUGCUGCAGGCCGUGCGCUAUUCCCUGUGCUCUGAGGAGUCCCCUGAGAUGACCAGCCUGCCGUCCGCCACCCUGGAGGCCAUCUUCGACGCGGACGUCAAGGCCACUUGCUUCCCUAGUAGCUUCUCCAACGUGUGGCACUUGUACGCCCUGGCCUCUGUCCUUCAACGCAACAUCUACUCCAUCUACCCCAUGCGAAACCUCAAGAUCCGGCCCUACUUUAACCGGGUCAUCCGGCCUCGCCGCUGCGACCACGUGCCCGCCACGCUGCACAUCAUGUGGGCCGGCCAGCCCCUCACCAGCCACCUCUUCCGCCACCAGUACUUUGCCCCCGUGGUGGGGCUGGAGGAGGUGGAGGCCGAAGGUGCCACUGGCCCUGCCCCGGGCCCUCCGGCCCCGCUGCCGGCCUCGGCCAACACCCUAGAGCUGCUCAACCGCGAGCCUGGCCUCCGCUACUCCCACCUCUGCCGGCGCUAUCGCGUCACCAAGACCACCUUCUACCGCUGGCGGCGGCAGUCGCAGGAGCAGCGGCAGAAGGUGGCUGCCCGCUUCUCGGCCAAGCACUUCCUGCAGGACAGCUUCCACCGUGGCGGUGUCGUGUCGCUGCAGCAGUUCCUCCAGAGGUUCCCCGAGAUCUCCCGCUCCUCCUACUACGCCUGGAAGCAAGAGCUCCUGGGCUCUGGCACCUGCCCGGCCCUGGCCCCCCAGGAGGAGCAGGGGGCCAAGGGGCUGGGAGGCUCCUCGCGGCCGUCCAGCCCUGGAGUGAUCUUAAUGCAGCGGGCCAAGUUGUACCUGGAGCACUGCAUCUCCCUGAACACGCUGGUCCCCUACCGUUGCUUCAAACGCAGGUUCCCCGGCAUCUCCCGCUCCACGUACUACAACUGGCGCCGGAAGGCCCUUCACAGGAACCCCAGCUUCAAGCCGGCACCGGCCCUGUCCACCCCGGGGGCUCCCCAGCCAGCCUCUGUUCCGGAAGAGGCUCUGCUCCCUUGGAAGAGUAAGGUGGGAGAGGGGGCAGGCAAAGCAACAGCAGGGGGACCACCCGCCCCCCACGAGUUUCUGCCCCCAAAAGUGCCCCUGUCCCGUUGGCAGAGGCGCCUGCGCAGGGCUGCCCGCAAGCAGGUGCUCAGUGGGCACCUCCCCUUCUGUCGCUUCCGCCUCCGCUACCCCAGCCUCUCGCCCUCCACCUUCUGGGCUUGGAAGAGUCUUGCCCGGAGCUGGCCCAGAAACCUGUCCAAAUUCCAGAUGCAGGCCCCCACCCUGGGCAAAGUGGGGAUGCAGGCAGCUGAGGAGAAGCAGGAGAAAGAAGCUGGUGGAGAUGUGAUUGCUGUGAAUGUCCCCCCUGCUGGGACCCCCCUGCAGGUGGGGGCUUCUCCAGGAGAGGAUCCAGGGAAAGCCCAGGAAGGGCCUUCCAGAGAGGGGGCCAUCACCCAGGGCCAGCCCCACAGCAGGUUCCUGUCCAGCCACCCUGUGGCAGAGGCAGCAGCGGGUGGCAGGGACGGCCAGGUGCUGGUGAUGGACAUGCUCGCCACCACAAAGUUCAAGGCCCAGGCCAAGCUGUUCUUGCAGAAGCGCUUCCAGUCUAAGAGCUUCCCCUCCUUCAAGGAGUUCAGCGCCCUCUUUCCACUCACGGCCCGCUCUACCUACUACAUGUGGAAGCGGGCACUGUAUGAUGGCCUCACCCUGGUGGAUGGCUGACGAGGAGGUGUGAAGGGGGCUGGGAGGAGAGGGGGCCCAUUUGGACAGGGUCAGGGACCUAAGUUCACCUCUGGCUUGGCUAAGAUGCCCUUUGCUCUGGUUCCCACAGUGUCUACCUCAAAUCCAAGGGCAGCUUUGUGCUAUCUCCUGGCUCUAAGGCAGACGGAGCCAGAAAUGAGCCAUCUGGUCUCUUGCAGAGAGCUACAGGACCAGAAUUGUUCUCUUCGGUUGUUUGCCAUUCUUGCUUUUUAUUGUCUUGGUUUUAGUUUUUUGUUUUGAUUUAAGUGGGUGGGCUGCCCGCCCCACCCCCCAGCUGGUAUUGGAAACUGUGUUUGGGGGUUCUGAGGGGGUUUGUUAGCUAAAGCUGCUUUCAACUUCUCCUGGGGAUGAAGGAAGUACUGUAAUCUAACAUGGCUAUCUGUCCCCUUAGGCAGAAUAUGUGUCUUUGGUUUCUUUUGGGGGUUGACACCCUCAUUACUGAAAGAUGUUUUCCAAAGAAACAAUGGGAGUCAAAGGUAGAGCAGGUCAGUGGCUUCUUUCUGGUACCCCCAAGGAAGAAGGUGCCAGGCUCAGCAUGAGAAGUAAGGGUAUAGAGGAAGAACCUCUAAGGGAAGGCCUUGAGCUAGAUCACUGAGGUGCUGGCCUGUCCCUUGCAAGGAGCUGGUAAGGGGCUGGGGGAGAGUGUAGAGUCUCUGCUGGUGCUUGGCCCAUCUGCUGUGGAGCCUCUAGUCCUCUGCCAGUCUGGAUGGCUCUUGGGGACACUCGUCCUUCUGUUGAGCCUCUCCCCUGAGCCUGGGCCCCAUCAGUGAGGGAUCAUACAGUGACCGGGCAGGCAAGUAACUGAAUUUGCAUUGUCCAAGAGUCAAGUUGGAAAACCAAAGAAAUAAAGAGAUGUGGUA